Messenger RNA from Dicrocoelium dendriticum, 1841 nucleotides. The record is from the annotation of a GenBank genome assembly. NCBI's taxonomy places the organism in Eukaryota, Metazoa, Platyhelminthes, Trematoda, Plagiorchiida, Dicrocoeliidae.
GGUGGAAUGCGAUGCUAUUUCCAUGGGUCAAGGUCAAGAAGUGCACGCUCGUCGACUACUUACACAAUCUAUGACACAAGGCGGGUGGGUUUUGCUGCAGAACUGCCAUCUCUCAGUUGCUUACAUGUCUGAGGCUCUCCACGAAUUGGAAAAUGCAGAACAGCUGCAUGACGACUUCCGACUCUGGGUCACUACCGAAGUGCAUCCUGGUUUUCCGAUUGCAUUUCUGCAAACCUCUAUCAAAUUCACGAACGAACCCCCGCAAGGAGUCAAAGCCAGCCUGAAGCGCACUUAUGGAAGCUUUACUCAAGAGUACCUAGACUUUAGUAAGUUGCCUCAAUGGAAGUCGCUGGUGUUUGUCGUAUCGUUUUUGCAUACUACGGUCCAGGAGAGAAGGCAGUAUGGACCGCUCGGUUGGAAUAUUCCGUAUGAAUUUAACACAUCGGAUUUGAACGCCAGCCUGCAGUUCUUACAAAAUCACUUGGAUGAGCUAGACGCAAUGAAGAAUAUUGAUUGGAAAUGUGUACGAUAUAUGUUAGGGGAAAUUCAGUACGGUGGCCGUGUUACCGAUGACUUCGAUAAGCGACUGUUGCUGACUUACUGCAAGGCAUGGUUUCAUGAGGCAAUAUUUUCGCCGGACUUCGAAUUUUCCCGGGGCUACCGCAUCCCCCAAGUAACGACUUUGGAAGCAAUUAUGGACUGGAUCAAUGAACUGCCACCCACAGUUUCGCCGCAGGUUUUUGGUUUACAUGAAAAUGCAAACAUUGUGUAUCAGGGGAGAAGAGCAAAAGAGAUACUCAAUUGCAUUCUGAGCAUACAACCAAAAGACGCCGGUUCUGGACUUGGAGAGACAAGGGAAGAUGCCGUUUAUCGGAUGACUGAAGACAUGCUCAGCAAGCUACCGCCAAAUUAUAUCGCUUUCGAAGUGGCUGAACGGCUGAAUCAAAUGGGUUCGCUUGAACCGAUGAACAUCUUUUUCAGACAAGAAGUGGACCGUAUUCAGCGCUUGAUCAACACUGUCCGGGUGUGUCUCACCGAUUUACAAUUAGCCAUCAAUGGGACUGUCGUAAUGAACCAAACUCUCAGAGACGAAAUGAACUGCAUAUAUAAUGCUUGUAUCCCGACAGCUUGGGUGAAGAUUUCUUGGGAAUCAUCCACCUUGGGUUUUUGGUUCACCGAACUGAUCGAACGUAAUCAUCAAUUUGCUAAUUGGCUCAACAAUGGUCGCCCGACGUGCUUCUGGAUUACCGGAUUUUUCAACCCUCAAGGAUUUCUGACGGCUAUUCGGCAGGAAGUAACACGUAAACACGAAGGGUGGGCAUUGGACAGUGUAGUUUUGUGGAACGAGGUCACCAAAUUCAUGAAUGAUGAUGUGAAUAAACCACCGUCGGAGGGAACACUUGUCUACGGUCUGUUCCUCGAAGGGGCGGGCUUUGAUCGUCGAAACUUGUGUCUCUCAGACGCUAAAUCGAAAAUUUUGUACCAGCCAAUGCCGGUGAUACAUAUACAAGCACGCGAAUUGGAAAAAGAUAAAGAAGUGCCGAAAGAAAUGCUCAAAAAUUUGUAUGUUUGUCCGGUGUACAAGAAACCGCGUCGGACGGAUUUAACUUUCGUUACCUCUUUUUACUUACGUUGCCCACUCGGUAAGCCUGCGGAAUUCUGGAUAUUGCGAGGAACUGCUUUAUUGUGUGACAUUAGAUAAGACAUGUAAAUUGUGACGGAUGGGUUAUACUGUCUUCAAAUGUCAAAUUUUAAUAAUCCACCUUAUGAAUUUUAAACUCUUUCAUUGAACUCGGUGUACUUUGAACUGUUUCGCCUUCAUUACUAUGCAUUUUAACACA